Messenger RNA from Drosophila montana, 1091 nucleotides. Its product is annotated as CDAN1-interacting nuclease 1. The transcript has 3 exons. NCBI's taxonomy places the organism in Eukaryota, Metazoa, Arthropoda, Insecta, Diptera, Drosophilidae. The coding region runs from base 49 to 975 and encodes 308 amino acids. The record is from RefSeq and is a predicted model, not a curated record.
UGCUAUCAGCUGAUAAGAAUAAUAGACAAAGAUUUAAAAUUUGAAAUAAUGGCAAACAGCGCAGCUGCAGCUGACAGUGCUGCAAUCAAGAAAAAGGUGCUGAGCAGUGGAGAAUAUUCACGCAUUUGCCAAUUUAUCAAUGAGUUUAGCGGCGGCUUGCCGAUGGAUUGCGAGUUGGAAAUGGUAAAUCGAGUUUUCACUGACGUUGAGCCAUUAGCCCUGAUCUGCAUAUUGCAAACAGAGUUAUUUAACAUUGCGCGGGGUCAGCAUUGGCGGCACGAAACCCGCUCCAAAAAGCUGUUAAAAACCUAUGAAGAUCAGUGCCAUUUGUACAAUGAUAAUACUCUUGUGAUUCGCAUUGCAUGUGCGGAGAACAUGAGUCCCAUUGCGCUAUGUCGGCUGCUUCUGCAAGAGAAAUACGAACUGAAGCAAAGACCUCUAAUUUCCCGAUUGCUAAAGCACCCUCAUUUAAUUAAUGAUUCACGCCUGGCCGCCAACGUACAACAGUGUUUAUACAGCGACAAUCAGGAGGGGCCUAUCACGGACCUACGACGACGGAUAAUUGGCGAAGAGUACGAAUUGAAGCUGAAACGACUGGCUAAAGAAGCGGGCAUAUAUUUCUAUGAUGAGCAAGAUUUGCGACGUAUGGGAUAUGACAAGACCCCCGAUAUCAAGUUGAUAUUACCAUUUAUCUACAAGGGGCUUGUAGUAAAUUGGAUAGAGAGCAAGGCAAAUUUCGGUGAUCCCAAGAGCCACAAAUGGAACAUUCAGCAGCAACUGCUGAGCUACUGCAACCGCUUUGGACCUGGCAUCAUUAUCUAUUGGUUUGGCUAUCACGAAGAAACCCCGCAGCUGCCGGAUAAUAAUAUUGGUAUAACAGUGUUGGCAGAUUUUCCAGCGCGCGAAGAUUUAGUUUUUAUGCAGUUGCCAGAGUUGACGCCUGCUGCGAGCAACACAGACAUUUCUGUGGGUUAGCCUUUGAAAUAUUCCAUUUAACCCCUUGACAUACUGUUAUUUAACAGUAUUUAUUUUUGUAUUUAUAAAUUCUCAUUUACAUAAAUUCUUUUUGAUUUUUACAAAGUACAAAAACA